Candida albicans SC5314 is the source of this 336-nucleotide messenger RNA. RefSeq names its product DNA-directed RNA polymerase III core subunit (gene RPC11). Gene Ontology annotation, biological process: termination of RNA polymerase III transcription; DNA-templated transcription. Lineage: Eukaryota; Fungi; Ascomycota; Pichiomycetes; Serinales; Debaryomycetaceae. Gene Ontology annotation, cellular component: RNA polymerase III complex. The record is from RefSeq and is a predicted model, not a curated record. Gene Ontology annotation, molecular function: zinc ion binding; DNA-directed RNA polymerase activity; nucleic acid binding. The transcript has a single exon. The coding region runs from base 1 to 336 and encodes 111 amino acids.
AUGCUUACAUUCUGCCCGAACUGCUCAAAUAUGCUACUUAUAUCCGCUGGAGAUGAUGGUCUUAAUCGAUUUUAUUGCUCUACGUGUCCCUAUGAGUUCAAGAUAAAUGGUCUACAGAUGUAUGAUAGGAAAAAGUUGAAUAGAAAAGAAGUUGAUGAUGUGCUUGGUGGAGAAGGUACCUGGGAUAAUGUCGAUCAAACUGCAGCUCAGUGUCCGAUAGACUCCUGUGGUGGUGAUAAGGCUUACUUUUUCCAGUUGCAAAUUCGGUCAGCCGAUGAACCAAUGACUACGUUCUACAAAUGUGUCAAAUGUGGGCAUAGAUGGAAAGAAAAUUAG